AUGGACGCGCCACCCAUCACACCUGGGGAACUGCUCUGCCUAGGCUCCAGCCUCGCCUUCUCCGGCCUCUUCUACUACCUGUACAGGAAGAAAGCCAGAGUCGUGGCACGCAUACAGGAGGCCCCAAAGCUCCAGGUCGAUGAUGAUUUACCAGCACUGGUGUCUGCAGCUGAUGGGAGUUGCUUGCCUUAUGUUGCCCUGGAAGGCAUAGUGCUGCCAGCCAAGGCUGUGCUGACCAGCCAUUACCAUGAAGGGCUGCAGGGCGUGAUCCAGAAACUGCUUCUGAAAGAGCAUCGACUGAUCUGGAACAGCUUGGCCCGGAGCUGGAGCGAGAGCGAGCGGGUGCUCUCAGAGCAGGUCUACACCGUCCCCUUCUUGCUGGCCUCGCCAGACACUGAGGCUGUGACGCAGGUGAGCGUGGAGAGCCCACUCCGAGCCGUCGUGCCGCUGGGGCCGGUGUAGGAGCGGUUCCAGCAGCCGGCCCAUGGCUUCCGUGACCUCCUGGGCCAGUACUUGAGUGGGGAGAAGCCCAAGGGCAUCCUGGAGACAGAGGAGAUGCUACGCGUGGGGGCUGGGCUCACAGGCAUUGGGGAGCUGGCCCUGCACCUCGAUGGCUCCCUGCACCUCCAGCCGCCGGCCCAGGGAGGCGAGUAUUUUCUGUGCCUGGGGGACUGGCAGACGGUGCUGGCGGAGCUGGAGUCAGCCAGCGGGCUCUGGAAGGGAGUGGCUGUGCUGUGCGCCGCAGUGGGCCUGGCCGUCCUCCUGCACGCCCUGUGCCGUGCCUAUCGCCGUGCCCGCCUCAAGCAGCCGCCCGAGGACAAGGAGACCGAGGAGGCCGGGGAUGGGGGGCCCGAGGACUCCUGCGUGAUCUGCCUGACGCGGCCUCGCGAGUGUGUUCUCUUGGGCUGCGGCCACAUCUGCUGCUGCUUCCGCUGCUUCCAGGCCUUGCCUGCCCACCUCUGUCCUAUCUGCCGGGGGCCCAUUGACCGCGUGGUGCCCCUCUACCAGGCCUGA
Messenger RNA from Cariama cristata (Red-legged seriema), 1014 nucleotides. Its product is annotated as mitochondrial ubiquitin ligase activator of nfkb 1-A-like. Gene Ontology annotation, biological process: organelle organization; protein ubiquitination. NCBI's taxonomy places the organism in Eukaryota, Metazoa, Chordata, Aves, Cariamiformes, Cariamidae. Gene Ontology annotation, molecular function: ubiquitin-protein transferase activity. The record is from RefSeq and is a predicted model, not a curated record.